Cyprinus carpio (common carp) is the source of this 1272-nucleotide messenger RNA. Its product is annotated as thioredoxin-like 1. The record is from RefSeq and is a predicted model, not a curated record. Lineage: Eukaryota; Metazoa; Chordata; Actinopteri; Cypriniformes; Cyprinidae.
CUAGCCUCGUCAUCACUACACAGGAAGUGUGAUCCGGGAGAAGCUAAGCGUCGUGCCGCGCCGAGCCCUCACUGAUUUUGGAUCAAUCUGAGCGAUAAGAAGCGAUUAAUAGCGCUAAUCAGCGACUCGUUCCCCGUGUGUUUGAGUCAUGGUCGGGGUGAAGGUGAUCGGGAAUGACGCGGAGUUCCAGGCGGAGCUGAGCGGCGCCGGAUCGAGGCUGGCCGUGGUGAAGUUCACCAUGAGCGGCUGUCGUCCUUGUGUCAGAAUAGCUCCAGCGUUCAACAUGUUGAGCAACAAAUAUCCUCAGGUUGUGUUUCUGGAAGUAGAUGUCCAUGUUUGUCAGGCGACAGCUGCAGCCAAUAAUAUCUCAGCGACACCGACGUUCCAGUUCUUCCGAAACAAAGUGCGUGUGGACCAGUAUCAGGGAGCGGACGCCUCGGGCCUGGAGGACAAGAUCAAGCAGCACGUGGAGAACGACCCCGGCAGCAACGAGGACUCGGAUAUUCCCAAAGGAUACAUGGACCUGAUGCCGUUCGUCAGUAAAGCAGGCUGUGAAUGUCUCAACGAGAGCGAUGACUGUGGCUUUGACAACUGCUUGAUCAAGGACUCGUCUUACCUGGAGUCAGACUGUGAUGAACAGCUUCUGAUCACAAUCGCCUUCAAUCAACCUGUCAAGCUCUUCUCCCUGAAACUGCUGGCUGCAGAAUUAGCUCAAGCCCCAAAGAGUGUGAAGAUCUUCAUAAAUCUUCCUCGUUCGAUGGGUUUCGAUGACGCGGAGAGGAGCGAAGCCACGCAGGCGCUGGAUCUGUCGGAGGAAGACUACAAAGACGACGGCCUCAUCCCGCUCAGAUACGUCAAGUUUCAGAACGUCAACAGUGUGACCUUAUUUAUCAGGUCAAACCAAGGAGACGAGGAGACCACGAAAGUCAACUACUUGACGUUUAUCGGGACUCCUGUCCAGGCGACGAACAUGAACGACUUCAAACGGGUUGUGGGUAAGAAGGGAGAAAGUCACUGAAGAGGAAAAGACAACACGACAUAUUGCAUCAAUCUCUCCAUGGGCGUCUCUCUCCGCCAACAUGACUGGGCAACAUCACCACCAACACACACACACACUGCCGAGCGCCGGAUCUGUCCCUCAGCUCGCCUUCAGACGAGAGAGAGAGCGAGAGAAGACACCGCUUUGUCUCAGUGAGGCCCUGGAUCAGCUGUUUUUAUCUGAAACCCUCCUGAAAUGUUCCUGUAAAUAAAGUCGAUCCUUUUCCAAAGGCA